CUUCACUCAUGUCAAGCCGAGGUCGACGUUCGCCUCUGGAAUUUAACACGCAUCAGCAGUAUACUUCCUUCCUGCCCAAAUAAUUAAAUCAGACUUAAGGGGCCAAUUUAAUAUUGCGAGAAGCAGGGUCGCGUUGAAUCACGCGCCAUGCCCGUGGUCAAAGGAGGUGUUUGGACGAACAUCGAGGAUGAGGUGCUUCGUGCAGCGGUUUCCAAAUAUGGUCUGAACCAGUGGGCGCGAGUCUCCUCGCUUUUAGCGAGAAAGACCCCAAAACAGUGCAAGGCGCGAUGGGUAGAAUGGCUUGAUCCCGGCAUCCGCAAGGUCGAAUGGUCGAGAGAGGAGGAUGAAAAGCUGUUGCACCUGGCAAAAUUGAUGCCAACACAAUGGCGCACAAUUGCCCCCAUCGUGGGAAGGACCGCAACACAGUGCCUGGAGAGAUAUCAGAAACUACUAGAUGAAGCCGAAGCUCGUGAAAACGAUGAGCUGGGACUGGGAGGUCCUGAAGGUGGAGAGACGGCCGCGCCGAGUGCAGACGACGUCAGACGGUUAAGACCUGGUGAAUUAGACCCUGAUCCUGAAUCGAAGCCAGCUCGCCCCGACACUAUCGACCUCGAUGAAGAUGAGAAGGAAAUGUUGAGCGAGGCACGUGCACGUUUGGCAAACACCCAAGGAAAGAAGGCGAAGCGCAAGGCUAGAGAACGACAGUUGGAGGAAUCGCGCCGGCUUGCAGUCCUCCAAAAACGCCGUGAAUUGAAAAAUGCCGGCAUCAACAUCAAAGUUGUUACUCGCAAACAGGGUGAAAUGGAUUACAACGCCGACAUUCCUUUCGAGAAACCGGCAGCGCCUGGGUUUUAUGACACCAUGGAUGAGGAAGCUCGGAAUGAACGACAACGUGAAAUGUUUGAUCCUCGGAAACAACAACUUGCAAAUAAACGAAAAGGAGAUCAGGAUGAUGAUGCUGAGCGAAAGAAGAGAAAAGGCGAUAAAAAUGGCAAUGCCGCUGCAUCUGCUGCUGCUGCGAGAGCUGGUCAAAUGCAAAAAAUCCGUGAAGCAGAGCAGAGCAGCAAACGGCGCGCACUUGUCUUGCCAUCCCCGCAAGUCAGUGAAGGUGAAAUGGAAGAUAUCAUCAAAAUGGGGAUGGCUGGCGACAAGGCUAGCAAGCUUUCUGGGGACGAAGAAACUACACGAGGUUUGAUUGGAAACUACACUUCUAUGGUGGGUGGGACACCGAUCAGAACACCUCGAGCUCCCCCAGAAGAGGAUCACAUUGCAAAUGAAAUCCGGAACAUCAGAGCUUUGACUGAAACUCAAUCAUCAUUGCUUGGAGGAGAAAACACCCCUCUUCAUGAGGGAGGCUCAUCUACCGGAUUCGACGGUAUCGCACCUCGACGGCAGCAAAUCGUUACACCUAAUCCCAUGGCUACCCCCUUUCGACAGGCCAACGGUGUAGGUGCAACACCGAUGCGAGGUGCUGGACCUGGAGAAACCCCUCUUCGUACCCCUCGUGAUCAUUUCGCUUUGAAUAAGGAUAUGGAAGGCCAGCUCAUUGGGGCCACGCCAAGAGAUAUUAAAAUACAUGAGAAGUCUAUGCGCCAGGACAUUCGCAGCAAGCUUUCUGCGCUUCCAAAGCCCAAAGAAACUGAAUGGGAACUGGAGGAGCUUCCCUCGGAAACUGCAGAGCCAACUUUAUCUACGGAGAUCACGGAAGAGGAUGCGGCCGAGCGUGAUAGAAGGGAAAACGAGGCGCGGGAAAAAGCUGCUCAGGCUGAACUCAAACGGCAAUCUCAAGUCUACCAACGGGCAUUGCCCAGGCCAAGUGUCCUUGAUCUCAACGAGCUGAUGCAACGGGCCUCCCAAGUCAUGGAUCCUAUUGGUGGCAUCAUUGCCAAAGAGGCCGCACUCCUCAUUGCUCAUGAUGCCCGGAAGUUUCCUAUUCAGGGUGCCAAGGUCGAAGGAAAGGCACGGAAACUAGAUCGGCUUGAUGAUGGACUGCUUGAAGCAGCCCGUGCAGCCAUUGCGACCGAGGCUUCGGGUGCUUCUGACAAACAGAAAGAGUGGCAAGAACUUUUUGACACUUGCUGGUCUUCAACCCGCACCGACUCGUUGCCAGGUCUUUCCAAUUAUGUUGAUGAUGAGGAAGAGGAUGCUUAUCAACAAGAACAGCGCAUGGUCGGCGCGUUUGACAAUGUGCAGGCCUCUUUGCUGGCUACGGCCGAACGCGGUAACAAGCUUGAGAAGAAGCUUGCCCUACAUUAUGGUGGUUAUCAGAACCGUGCAAAGAUGCUUCGAAAUAAGAUCAUUGAGGCCAGCACUGCUCUAGAAAAGUCCAAGGAUGAGUUGGAUGCUUUCCGUACCCUUCAGAUCUCCGAGGAAUCGGCGGUUUCCAGAAGGCUUGAGAAACUGCGGGACGAUGUGGCUUUUGUUUCGAGAAGGGAACGUGAGGCCCAGGAAGUCUAUAGAGGCCGAAAGGACGAGCUCGAUGAGCUUGUUUCUGGGAUGGGCGCAAUAAAUCGAUUUUCAAACACCAUGGGCGUCCGGGAUGCUCACGGGGAGGCCACGGGGACGCCAGACCCCGUUGAAAAGGGCUUCGCCACCCUCAAUACCAUAAGGAUCGGUGUCAAGGCCAUGGUGCAGAAGGAUGGUGAACUACGAAAAGCAGAAAUAUUGUCUAUAAAACAACGCAAGGAUGGGCCCGCUUUUUACGUCCAUUAUGUCGACUUCAACAAACGUCUUGAUGAGUGGGUUGCCGCAGCAAGAAUUGAUUUAUCUCACGAGGUUGAAUGGCCUCAGCCCGAGAAGCCUGAGAAAAAGAAGACUGGCGCUGGUAACAAAGCACCUAGCAAGAAUACCCAAAAGCGACCAAGAGCCGACAGUCGUGAUGUUUCGGCAACACCAGAUCUCCUCACAGGCAAAAAUGUGAAUAUUGGAAAGGCGCAACGUCCAUCGAAAGCAGGUGGGAAAGAAAACCGUGGCGAUGAUACCCCUGUGAACCUGUCUAUGAUAGGCUCCGAAGUUGUCUCUGUAGAUGGUACUCCCAAGCCAGAAUCUGAAGAUGUCGACAUGAUUGACGCCACUAUAUCUGAGGCAAAGGCCAUUAAAGAGGAAGAAAAGGCCCAGGGGCUCAUGUCACGAGAAGAGGAAAUCGAGAGGCUGCGUACAAGUGGCAGUAUGACACAAAACCCGACAGAGAUUCACCGCGUGCGUAACCUGAACCGUCUACAAAUGGGCAAAUUUGAUAUCGAGCCGUGGUACUUCUCGCCAUACCCUGCAUCGUACUCUGACGUGGAUAUGGUGUACAUUGAUGAAUUCUGUUUGAGCUAUUUCGACAAUAAGCGUGCUUUUGAGCGACACCGUGCUAAGUGCACCCUGGUUCACCCUCCGGGAAACGAGAUCUAUCGUGAUGACUACAUAUCCUUUUUUGAAGUCGAUGGUCGACGUCAAAGAACCUGGUGUCGUAAUCUGUGUCUUCUGAGCAAAUUGUUCCUGGAUCACAAGACUCUCUACUACGAUGUCGACCCUUUCCUUUUCUACUGCAUGUGCACACGAGAUGAAACUGGCUGCCAUCUGGUUGGCUACUUUUCUAAAGAAAAGGACUCCGCGGAAGGCUAUAACUUGGCCUGUAUUCUAACACUCCCUCAGUACCAACGCCGCGGCUUCGGACGGUUGCUUAUCUCUUUCAGUUAUGAACUAAGCAAGCGAGAGGGCAAGCUUGGCUCUCCAGAGAAGCCGCUCAGUGAUCUUGGGCUGUUGGGUUACCGGCAAUACUGGCGAGAAACUCUCGUGGAGUUGCUCGUGGAACCAGGACGCGAGUCAAUGAGCGAAAAUGAACUUGCUAUCUUGACAUCAAUGACAGAAAAAGACGUUCAUGAAACUUUGGUCGUCUUUAAUAUGCUCAGAUAUCAUCUCCGUGUUCGUAAAAUGUCGCUAACAGCUUCACAGAAAGGAAACUGGGUCAUCGUGUUGACCGAUUAUGCCAUCGAGGACCGUAACAAACGAUUAGAGAAGGAAAGAGUCAAAGGCUCACGCAAAAUCGACCCCGCACGCCUUCAGUGGAAGCCACCCGUUUUCACUGCAUCUAGCCGGACAUGGAACUGGUGA
Aspergillus wentii DTO 134E9 is the source of this 4098-nucleotide messenger RNA. It is a transcript of the gene cef1, whose product is annotated as putative cell division control protein (Cdc5). Gene Ontology annotation, cellular component: spliceosomal complex; Prp19 complex. The record is from RefSeq and is a predicted model, not a curated record. The coding region runs from base 148 to 4098 and encodes 1316 amino acids. NCBI's taxonomy places the organism in Eukaryota, Fungi, Ascomycota, Eurotiomycetes, Eurotiales, Aspergillaceae. Gene Ontology annotation, biological process: mRNA splicing, via spliceosome; regulation of DNA-templated transcription. Gene Ontology annotation, molecular function: histone acetyltransferase activity. The transcript has 10 exons.